Podarcis lilfordi (Lilford's wall lizard) is the source of this 18702-nucleotide messenger RNA. Lineage: Eukaryota; Metazoa; Chordata; Lepidosauria; Squamata; Lacertidae. The record is from the annotation of a GenBank genome assembly.
AUGAUUAACAGCGACAGUAGAAAGCUGACCUGUAACCUUCUGGAAAUUGAUAAGAACCUGGGAAGCGAAGAUUUGGAGGCUGUUAAGUUUUUCUGCAUUGAUUUCAUCCCCUGGAAGAAGUUGGAAACUGUGGAGUCGGCACACAAUCUUUUCCAUUAUCUCAUGAACGAAGACAUACUAAAUGAGGAGGACAACUUUAUAGUAGCAGAACUUCUUUACAGAAUUAAGAGUAUCAGCCUGCUAGCGAAGCUUGACUAUACCAAAGAGGCAGUUGAAAAAGAUCUACCUCGGCGAGGGAGGGUAUCUGAAUACCGGUGAGUCUUCCAUUUCUGAAGAUACCGUUCUGCUUGAAAAACAUUGGCUGAUAUGUUCCCUUCCUUCUGGUGGGCAUCAAAACAUUUUUAUUUAUUUAUUUGCUAGCUGUUUGGUGGGGAGACCUUGAACCUGGACAGCUGCCACCAGAGACUUCUGGUUCUGUGGAUGUUUGGGUUGGGUGGUGGUGGUUGGGAAGCCAGGUUUCUAAGACUUAGAUCAGGAGGUUGUCAACCUGAUCCCUUCAGAUUCAGGAUUCUAGGUGGGUGGUAGAGGGUUCUACGGCACAAGCUGAAUCCUCCUUCCAUCGAGCACUGGUGGGCGGUAGGGACAUUUUACCAUCAGGAAAGAUGCAUUAGUGGGCGGCAGGUAUAAAAAGGUUGACUACCCCUGGCUUAGAUAGGUAAAGGUAAAGGGACCCCUGACCAUUAGCUCCAGUCGUAGCUGACUCUGGGGUUGCGGCGCUCAUCUCGCUUUAUUGGCCGAGGGAGGCGGCAUACAGCUUCCGGGUCAUGUGGCCAGCAUGACUAAGCCGCUUCUGGCGAACCAGAGCAGCGCAUGGAAACGGCGUUUACCUUCCCGCCGGAGUGGUACCUAUUCAUCUACUUGCACUUUGACGUGCUUUCGAACUGCUAGGUUGGCAGGAGCAGGGACCGAGCAACGGGAGCUCACCCCGUCGCGGGGAUUUGAACCGCCGACCUUCUGAUCGGCAAGCCCUAGGCUCUGUGGUUUAACCCACAGCGCCACCCGCGUCCCCUGGCUUAGAUAGUAAUCACUAAAUUGCCUCACCAAAUUCUUGUCACACAGGCAGAUGCUGUAUGAUUUGUCAGAAGGGUUCACUAAGGGAGAUGUGGAGACUGCCGUGUUCUUUCUGAGGGGCCAUAUCCCAAAGAAGCAAUCCACUGAUGUAAGUAAAAAGUAAGGGCUUCUAAAAAUAGUUCCAUUCUAGUGGGCUGGGGGAAAUGCCCAGAAAGAUUGUAACUGUACUGUGAUGGUCAGUGUGAGAGUUAAGGAAAGGAGCAGUAGGACAGCCUUCCCCAACUUGGUGACCUUCAGAUGUUCUGAUGGGGCUGCUGGGAGCUGUAGUCUGUGACUUCUGGAGGGCAUUUGGGUAAACUUUGGAUCAUGUCACAAAGUAAAGAGAAAGAAGAAGCCCAUUUGAGCAUGUGCGUUGCUUCUCUGUCACGGAGAACUUGCAACAUACACAUGCAUGUUCAUUAUGGGAUAAACUCACUGUGUGAAAACAUGGCAACUUGCACAUAUUUAUAUUAUUUUUACGUUUAUAUAAAGGUAAAGGGUCCAGUUGUGACCGACUCUGGGGUUGCGGCGCUCAUCUCACUUUAUUGGCUGAGGGAGCUGGUGUACAGCUUCCGGGUCAUGUGGCCAGCAUGACUAAGCCGCUUCUGGCGAACCAGAGCAGCGCACAGAAACGCCGUUUACCUUCCCGCCAGAGCGGUACCUAUUUAUCUACUUGCACUUUGACGUGCUUUCGAACUGCUAGGUUGGCAGGAGCUGGGACCGAGCAACGAGAGCUCACCCCGUUGCGGGGAUUCGAACCGCCGACCUUCUGAUCGGCAAGUCCUAGGCUCUGUAGUUUAACCCACAGCGCCACCUGCGUCCCUCUUACGUUUAUAUAGUUACUCCAUAAUGGAAGUUAUCUGGGCGGCUCACAAAGCAAUAAAUAAGCGAAACAUUAAAAUAUUGCAUAGAAUAUUGUAUAAAAUUCUCUCUCUUCCAUCUGGCUGGGUUUCUCCACUCUGGGUGGCUCCCAACAGAAUAUAAAAAAACACGAUAAAACAUCAAAAUUUAAAAACGUCCCUAAACAGGGCUGCCUUCAGAUGUCUUCUAAAAGUCAGAUAGUUGUUUAUUUCCUUGACAUCUGAUGGGAGGGCGUUCCACAGGGCUGGCGCCACUACUGAGAAGGCCCUCUGCCUGGUUCCCUGCAACCUCGCUUCUCGCAGGGAGGGAACCGCCAAAAGGCCUUCGGCGCUGGACCUCGGUGUCCAGGUUGAACGAUGGGGGUGGAGAUGCUCCUUCAGGUAUACUGGGCCAAUAACAACUAUUACAAAUGUGACUGGGAAUGACCCUGGAGAGGAGGAACGUUAGAGAGUAUUGAGAAGGUUGGGAUCUUCACUCCUCACAACUGCUUCAUUGGAUCAAUAGGCCUGCACUGGUUUGCUUUCAUUGACUAAAGAGUUAACUUGUACGGACACUUUUUUAAAAAAAAUUGCUGACCUACACUUGACUCUGGCUGCUCCUGAUACCAUCUGAGAUGCUCAGUGUUUAAAAAAAGACUAGGUCUGUAAAGUUGCAGGGAUUUAUUUGGCCUGUUCUGUGUUGGCUUUCAGAAUAAUUUCAUCACUUUGGUUGGGGAGCACAGGAAACACAUGGGAGUUUGUUGUUGCUGAGAAACACUUCUCUUAAAAUGUAGAAAGACUUGGUGAUUCCUGGCCGGGGCGUGAGAUAUAAGCAAGGACGCAGCUAUUGUGUUUACUUUUUCUCCUAGUCUGCUCUAGAACUGUUGACUUGCCUGGAGAAGCAAGGCCUUAUAUCGGAGACCAAUAUCUCUCUGCUGGAAGAAACCUGUCAGAAGAUAUCGCCCGAACUCCUGAAAAUACUGGCAGCAUAUAAAGAAAGACAAGGUGUCUAAUUUUGAGUAGAUCAUCUCCUUACAAAUUGACCAAAAUGAACUUAGUUGUUCCUCUUAUCUUAUCAGACAGUAGCUACUGGCAUUGUCUCGUGUAGGUUGAUAAUGGCAAUGCAACUAAGGCCCAAUUUAAAAAUGGGUAUGUGUUAGAUUUGGCCUUGCCAGGUUCGCUGUAAAAUGGGGUAGAAGAGGGCUAAGUUUUUAUAACAAGAAGAGGCAUCAGGGAGAAAAGCACAACACACUUUCCUUCCUUUUAGAAGGGGGGAAGUUAACCCCCUUCUAAAAAAAAACCCUCUAUAGCUGGAUCGGCAAAUUCAUUGGUUACUUUUCACCUGUGUUUUAAAUCUAUGAAUCAGUGUUUUAUCAUUCACUUUUUCUGAUCCCAAUUUGUUCCUUUUUUAUUAUUUAAUCAUGGGAUACAUUUCCUUUUUGUUUAAUCUGCCUUAAGAAAUCUUGAACUCAUUCCUAACUUGCUCCUGGUUUCCUCGCUGACUUUCUAACAUGAGAGCUUCUCAUCUACGUGAGAUGUGAAUGUUGAAAUGGAAAUGGGGUUGUGGAGAUGAAUGCCCUGUAGUUUGGGCGACUUGCUCAAGACCAAUCGGCUAUCUGUCUCGCUUCUUUGUAUGUAAACAGGAAUAUGAAUGCUCUGUGUUCAGGGUAAAUCAAAUACCUAUCAUCAGCGCUAUGGCUGGGGGCAGGGAUGGCGAGGAAUGUGUGGUUGUGGCGAUCACACAGGGUCCCCGGACGUUUGACGGUCUAUUGAUCCCUGUGCCACCACUGGGAUUGCUUCCCCUUUGCCACCAACCCGUUUCUCUCAGGUACACACGGAGUCCAGACAGUUUUUAACAUUAAACCAAAUAAACAAGUUUAUUUUAUAAGCCUUAACUAGUUUAUGGUUUCAGAUAAUUUUUCUUGUCAGUUUCUUAAUACUAGUUUCCUUACCGGCCUAUACCUUCCUAAUAACUUCUAACUAAUUAUCCCAACUGUCUAUCUGACUCCUCGUAACAGAUUCUCUCACUCUCUCAUAUCAACCUAUCCCAACCCACAGACGUAUCCUCACUCUCCCUUCUCUAACACCCGACUGACUCUCAACAACACUAACUCUAACUCUGACUCCUCCCCUUGGGUUCCCACUUGCCAAUCACUUCACACUCAUUUAACCCUUUCCUUAUGACCCAGCAUGAUGUCACCUAGGAGGGCAAACGCCACAGUGGUCCUUCAGAAGUUUUGGUCUUGAGCUUCCAUAAGCCCCAGCCGUAAUGCUAGCGAUCAUAGGAUUGUAGAGGUGGAAGGGGACACCCAAAGUCAUCUAGUCCAACCCCCUGCAGUACAGGAAUCUCGACUAAACUAGUAGUGUUUGGAGUUGCAGACCGGCAACAUUGGCCAUGCUGGCUGGGUCUGGUGCAAGUUGGGAGACCAACAACAUCUGAAGCCAAAUGGAGACAGGCUGCGCAAAAGCCUUCCAUUCUGUUCUGUUUGUUGAUAGUUGACUACCUAGAGCUCCCUCAGCUUAAUCCUCACAGCAGACUUCUAGGACCAGUCAUCUGUACCGAUUAUUCCUAUUACGUAGUUCUUGCUAGGCAAAGGAAGGCAUGACUCUCAACCUUUUUUGUUCUCUCAUCCCUUGUAACCGGCAGAGUCUAAAGAACAAAGCACGGAAACUCUGCCCUCUCCUGGUGCUGGUGGAUUUUAUUUACUCAAGGUAUGCUGCAAGAAAAUAUUUCCUUCUAUCUAUCAUUUUGUUAUAUAGUGGUACCUCUGGAUGCGAACGGGAUCCGUUCCGGAGGCCCGUUCACAUCCUGAAGCGAACGCAACCUGCGUCUGUGCAUCUGUGUGGGUCGCAAUUCGCCGCUUCCGCGCAUGUGUGUGAUGUCAUUUUGAACGUCUGCGCAUGCACGAGUGGCGAAACCCGGAAGUAACGCACCCCGAAAAUGCUCAACCUGAAGCUACUUCAACCUGAGGUAUAAACUGUACACCAUUUGAUUCCCCACCCCCAACUUUGUGUUGGUUGCUGCUUUCAGGGGUAGUCUACGAUGUUUUCGGACCUGGUUCCCACUUAACCCCAUCAAGCAAUACGUGACCCUUAUUUGUUUGUUUAUGGGAAGAAGGGUGGGGUGGGGGGGUAUCUGUGUAUUCACACACAAAAACUUUUUUAUAUAUUAUAAAAUGCAUAUAGACACCCCCCCACACAUCAGUGGAGUGACAGGUCAGUAUUGCUCACUUGGCUCUUGUCUUGCUACUGGAUUGGUAGCUAUUUUUUAAAAUUCACACAAAGUGGAAAUAGUUUAACCAUACUGCAUUUUGUGCAUGGUCAGUUUUUAUGCUUCUCUACUUAGGUAGAUGCCUUCAUUCAUUUUGCCUUAUAUUAUUUUUACAACUCCAUUCACAUUUUAUUUUACAACUCCAUUCACAUUUAUAAUCACAAAUAAUAGAAAUAACACAAGAUUCUUCCGAAUCUCAAGACUUCCCUCCUCCCCUCCAUGGGUACUCUACGUAACUUUUUAAACUAAAUAUUAUAAGUCCAUCUAAUUUACCCUUCUCCAUUGUGUAACAUUGCAAGAGUUAUUUAAAACCUGCCAAAGAGUUCAGGUGUUUACAGCGAUCUUUCCAAUAUAAUGAAAAUUUGUCCCAUUCUUUAUUGAAGUUUUGAUUCUCCUGGUUUCUGAUUUUCCCAGUUAGCCUUGUCAUCUUCAUAGUCCAAUAAUGUUGGUGCUACUGAUCUGGAUAGAAACCUGUCUUGUGUGCUGUCGUUUGUUGCCUCUUUGAGCGCAACGAUUCCCCUUUGUAGUUAAUUGUCUUUGCUGCAUCUAAGCACCAUUCUGUUGUAGCAGAAGCUACAGCUAAAACCCCACCUUUCCUUUUCAGAAGGCUGCAAUUAGUUUAUCAGGAUGUGCGAAGGUGCAUGGAUGUUAUUAAGCACAUUUAGUGUAUAGAAAUUAUUUCGAACUUUGAGCUCUCAUGUAUGCGCAGAAGAGGCACACAGAUUAACACUGUGACACAUCAGUGGUGGCACAUCAGCCAGGGCCAAACGAUGGCUUAGCCACAAGGGCACAGGCUCGGAGAGAGGAAAUUGCGACCUUUUCUCUCUGAUCAUUCUGCUGCUGUGCUGAGCUAGAAAAGCCACGAAUCAAAAGUAAACUUUGGUUACUUGCUUGUGUUAGUCUGGUGAGGGCUAAACAAUGAACCUAUGUUCGGGCAACAUGGUAAUACAAACUGUGGUAUAAGUUAGCAGCAGAACACCUCGGCAGGAGCAAAGCAGCCACAAUUUCCUUUAUGGAAAUAUGCACAUUCAUAUUAAGCCACAGUUUGGCUUGGUGUGAUGCGCAAACCCAGCUGGUGAUGAAGAUGUAAUUUAAAAAGAAGGAUCAGAGCAGUUUAAUGCGUCCUGACUAAAUAUCUUGUGAUCAGAUGCUUUUGGUCAUGAUCUUGUUGCUUUUCUCUUCUCUGCAUGGAAUAUUUGCAAGUGAAAUCUUUCUUUUGUUUCCCAUACAGGGACUCUCUGUCAAUGACCCACCAAGAAAUCAUUGUAAGUAUUGAAAGGUCUUGCCUUCCUAAUAUGCAUAUUUAGAUCUAAGGGUUGUCUUCAACUAAGUUUUACUCAGAGUAAACCCACUGAAAUAAAUGGACAUGGCUAAGUCGUUGUUUUAUAAAUGGCACCCUUUUAUUCUUUUUUUUUUUUAAAUAUGAUUUUCAAUUUUAUACAUUUCAGUAAUUUUAUAAUCAUUUUAACAUUUCAAAACUUGACUUCCAUCCCCCUAUUUCUGCGGUUCCUUAAAUUUAUUUUUUAUAUUUUCUGCAUAUCCAAAUUAACUUAGUUUGCUCAUUUAUUUGUCUACUUUAAAUAUAUACUCUUAUAAAUCCAGCACCCUUCUAUUCUUGAUAAUUCUGCUGACAAGAGGGUAUGGGGGGUAGUGGUGGCAGAGUUGAGUACUUUUGUAGGGAGAAAUGAACCGCCAGAAGGCCCUCGGAGCUGGACCUCAGUGUCUGGGCUGGAUGAUGGGGGUGGAGACGCUCCUUCAGAUAUCAGGACCGAGGCCGUUUAGGGCUUUCAAGGUCAGCACCAACACUUUGAAUUGUGCUCAGAAACAUACUGGGAGCCAAUGAAGAUCUUUCAGGACUGGUGUUAUAUGGUCUCAGCGGCUGCUCCCAGUCACCAGUCUAGCUGCCACAUUCUGGAUUAAUUAAUUUAUUAUUUAUAACACCUUUUCCUUUUCCUUCCAAACAGAUCCCCACACUGAAGAAUCUGGGAGCAUGAGGGAGUAUUCUGGACGUCUGCACUCCUUUGGUGCAAGUCAAGGUGAGAUGGGUCGUAGGUUCUUGCUUUUUUUGUUAUUCUGAGCUGUUCUCUGUGUAGGGGUCUGUGAGGUGUCUUUGAUUGAAUGUGCAGAAAGGAAAAGAGAGAUGAUUGUCUGAAAGUGGCCUGUAUAUCAGCUUAGCAAGCCUCAAGACUAAGCAGCCUUGUGCCCUCAACGCCAUCAGCCACUUCAUUCCACACUUUGUUUGAGUUACAAACAAGCCAGGAAGUCUUUGAUUAGCUUCCCGUUGAGAUCUGAACAGGGAAAACUGAUAUGCAACUGAAGAAACCAUCUUUAAACCAUAGCUUCACAUACUGUCGUGUUCAGAAGCCAUGAACCGUGAUUUCUCUGUUUGAACGCUGCGGGAAACUAGAGUUCGCCUGUGCAAAGCAGGGAAUGAAGCAGGUACGCCUGGGAGCACGAGGCUCAUUCACGUCUUGGCUUAAUAAUAAUAAUAAUAAUAAUAAUAAUAAUAAUAAUAAUAAUUUAUACCCCGCCCAUCUGGCUGGGUUUCCCCAGCCACUCUGGGCGGCUUCCAGCAAACACUAAAACACAGUAACAUAUUAAACAUUAAAAGCCUCCCUAAACAGGGCUGCCUUUAGAUGUCUUCUAAAAGUUUGGUAGGUAUUUUUCUCUUUGACAUCUGGUGGGAGGGCGUUCCACAGGGCGGGUGCCACUACCGAGAAGGCCCUCUGCCUGGUUCCCUGUAACUUGGCUUCUCACAUCGAGGGAACCAUCAGAAGGCCCUCGGCACUGGACCUCAGUGUCUGGGCAGAAUGAUGGAGGUGGAGAUGCUCCUUCAGGUAUACUGGACCGAGGCCGUUAAGUGGAGAAUUGGUUGUCUAAAUGCAGGCAUAGAGAAAAUGAUUUUGCAUUUUUAAGGGGUUAUUUUUGUCACCCUUUUUUAUUUUUUAGGCAGUGUUCUAACCAAAAUCUGAACCCAAGUGCAUCCCUGUAUUUGCCUUGCAGAUUUAAAAGCUGGAAAUGUGCAAGAGCCGAGUUUGCAACAGCCUGCAGGACAGGAUCAACUGAAACCAGCAGAGGUUUGGCAUGUUCUGAAGGGUUUAUUGAAUACAACUGGCCCUUCCUUAAGUCUGUAAAUAACCCGUUACAGCCUCAUUCUGUUCAUGUGCUUAAUAGUGGUAGCAGUAGAGCUUGAGACCAAAAACCUUGAACUCGGGUCCAUCUGUCCCCAAUCAGUCACCUUUAUUGGCAUAUUGAGAAUACAAAAACACAUGAGUCAAAAUAUAAAAUUGGCAUCUGUCCAUAAAGAGAGAUACCUUAAGAUAGAAAGAGGCAAUACCUUUUGUAGCAAUUCUGGCACACGCCCUCGAAGUCCGGUAAGACCCGGCUGAGAGAGAGGGGUGUGCCGAAGCUGGUUUUUCAGAACAAAACACAACAGAAACAGUAGUUGCUGCCACCACUUCCUUAUCUUAGGACAGUCCAGAAGAAUAACCUAAGGAAGAAGAUUACUCUUCAACGGGCUGUCCCACCCUGUAUUGCUUUACCACAUUUCAGGCAGAAAUUCAACAGGUCUGGUAGGUGACCAAGUGGCCAGGCAUUGGACUUGGACUUCCCCAGCAGAAGGCACAAAAGACGGAACAGGAAAAUCCUUUCCCCAAAAUUUAUUUAAAAAACAAGAUCAUUCAAACUUAAACGCUGGCACAUCUCUUACAAGUUUCAAACAGUGAAAUAAAAACAUUGUUUAACAUCACUAACUAACCAUACUCACAAACGAGAACAAAGAAGACUUAGGAUAGUUUGUAAGGUUCUCGGUUGAUUCCGCAUUUCAGGCAAAUACUCUACAUCACAAAUAAUGCGCAUAUGAAUGUAGAGAGGAUGGUGGCUGCAGACAUGAUGGUAAGCCUGGCAGGAUGGGCAGCGGCAAAUUGCAACUCAGUUCCCUAAGAUUUUAUCCCUGGGAACCCAUGUGUAUUCGAACUCAAGGGCCAAUCAGUUAUUCUGAUUAAUUAAGAAUCGCCAAUGGUUACACAUCUUAAAAAGCAUCUUAAAAAGUAGCAUCUUAAAAAGACAGCAUCUUAAAAAGUAGAGGUCACCAAAGGUCCGUAUAGUAAAAGCUAUACGGGAAGGACAGAUCCUGAAGCUGAGGCUCCAAUACUUUGGCCACCUCAUGAGAAGAGAAGACUCCCUGGAAAAGACCCUGAUGUUGGGAAAGAUGGAGGGCACAAGGAGAAGGGGACGACAGAGGACGAGAUGGCUGCACAGUGUUCUCGAAGCUACCAGCAUGAGUUUGACCAAACUGCGGGAGGCAGUGGAAGACAGGAGUGCCUCGUGUGCUCUGGUCCAUGGGGUCAUGAAGAGUCGGACACGACUAAAUGACUAAACAACAACAACAAUGGUUACACAGUCGGGCGAUAACUCAGCUUGUGGGCAGCUGAACCUUGUUUAUCUCAAGACCUUGAGAUGAAAGAAUAUCCUCCCAAUUCUCAGACACACACCAGAUCCACAUUCUUGCUGUAAUAAGGUUGGUGACUCUAUUCACACAGAAACAAUGUCGUAAAUAACCAGGUGUUAGGGCCCCAAAAUCAACUAGGAAGCUUCCUUCCUGCAGAUGGAGGAGAUAGCUUAUUCACACUUUCAGAGACACUAAGUCUACGGUUAAAGAAAACAGAAACACAUUCCCCAUAAUUCUCUAGUCUUUGGUUCUCCCACAAUGCCUUUCCCUGGCUUGGCCAAAGUUUGUCUUGUUCAGAUUUCAUAACAUCACUACACCUUUCAUUGGAUUUAUACCCCAACCUUCCUCCCAAUGGAGCUUGGGACCACCCAGGGGUAACCAGGAUAGCUUUGUGCUGAUCUUCUGGAAAGAUUUGCCAGACAGGGAUGGAGAACUCAUCGUUCUCUGGAUGCUAUUGAACUCCCAACUCCAGCUGAGACGAGGGUAGUGGGUGAUGAGAAUCCCAGAACACCUGAAGGCCACAACCCCAGGGUUGGAUGGGCCUGGUUCCCAGUGACACAGGAGGACUUCCUGUCCUUGAAACAAAUCUGGGCCAGCCAGCCAAUAAAUUUUCCUCUGUGAGGAGCUUCUUGUUGUUUAGUCGUGUCCGACUCUUCGUGACCCCAUGGACCAGAGCACGCCAGGCACUCCUGUCCUCUACUGCCUCCCGCAGUUUGGUCAAAGUCACGCUGGUAGCUUCGCAAACACUAUCCAACCAUCUCGUCCUCUGUCGUCCCCUUCUCCUUGUGCCCUCCAUCUUUCCCAACAUCAAGGUCUUUUCAAGGGAGUCUUCUCUUCUCAUGAGGUGGCCAAAGUAUUGGAGCCUCAGCUUCAGGAUCUGUCCUUCCCGUGAGCACUCAGGGCUGAUUUCCUUAAGAAUGGACAGUUCUGAUCUUCUUGCAGUCCAUGGGACUCUCAAGAGUCUCAUCCAGCACCAGAAUUCAAAAGCAUCAAUUCUUCAGCGAUCAGCCUUCUUUAUGGUCCAGCUUUCACUUCCAUACAUCACUACUGGGAAAACCAUAGCUUUUACAGCCAGCAGCAAAUGGUGCAUCCUUCUUUCAAGUUCCCAAAACCAGCCAGGUUAAUUUGGUUCGUGGCGCAGAAACUCCCAUGAGUGCCUCUCCUGCUUUCUCCCACUAAGCCUACCACAACAACAGGUGAAAUAACUUAACAGGCUGCUGUCCUUUUCGUAACACCCCAAACCUGCUGUCUGUGGUGGUUACCCUCACUGAUUAAUAGUAGAGCCGGCCCUGGAAAUAUUAGUCCCGUUUGCAAGCCAAGAUGCUAAACUCAGUCCCUGUUUUUAGAAGCACAUCAAUACCGCAUGCUGGAGACAGACAAUGGGAGGGGUAUUGCUUGCCAGCAGGGAAGUAAAUGUUCACUAUUGGAAACAGAUGCGGGUGGCGCUGUGAGUUAAACCACAGAGCCUAGGACUUGCCGAUCAGAAGGUCGGUGGUUCGAAUCCCCGCGACAGGGUGAGCUCCCGUUGCUCAGUCCCUGCUCCUGCCAACCUAGCAGUUCAAAAGCACGUCAAAGUGCAAGUAGAUAAAUAGGUACCGCUCCGGCGGGAAGGUAAACGGCGUUUCUGUGCGCUGCUCUGGUUUGCCAGAAGCGGCUUAGUCCUGCUGGCCACAGGACCCAGAAGCUGUCUGCGGACAAACGCCCGCUCCCUCGGCCUAUAGAGCGAGAUGAGCGCGCAACCCCAGAGUCGGCCACGACUGGACCUAAUGGUCAGGGGUCCCUUUACCUUUAUCUAUUGGGAAACUAUAUAUAAUGAAUUUUAAAAGAUACUUUUAAAAACUUUCCCAAAAACACCUGAGAUUUCCCUCUUGGGAAUGGUAACAAUGGAGGUCCCCCAAAAACAAAAGUUUAUUACUAUAUGCCCCCACCGCAGCUAGAACCAUAUUGGCACAAAGGUGGAGAAUAAGUAUAGUACCCACUUAAGAAAGAAUAGCAGUGUAAACUGUUUGAAUACGCUGAACUGGCUGGUUUGAUGAACCAGAUAAGAGAAAACGAAGAUGAGGAAUACAAGGAGGAAUGGACAAUGUUUAUUGAAUAUUUUAAGAACCAGUAUAGACAAAUACAUAGCUUGGCAGGUCUCGAGCAAAUCCACAGAGAUGUGGAUUAUGCAGAGUAGAAGAAAAGCAAAAGAAACCAGGAAAAGUUGGAAGGCAAGUCCUAUGGUACACAUGCUGUAUUUGGUACAAAGUUGUAAGUGGGACAGGGGGAGGGGGGUUAAAUAUGCUCUCUGUUCCUGUUUUUGAAAAUGCAAAUUAAUGAAAGAAAAGAAUAAUGGUGGCACCAUAUGACUUCCAGCACAACAGUUGCGCCAGCAAAAGCUUGUGCAACAGGAAAUAUCAGCUUUGCAGCAAUGUGUUGUGCAACCUGCCAUAAGGACCAUUCUCUAGUUAGAGAUUGGUACACAGGAAAUGAGGGAGAAGUUAGUGAAUAUAUUUUUUUAUCAAACCAAAUAGGCAAAGGUGGCAGAAUAUUGAAAAUCCUUUAUUAAGGAAUAUCAUUGAGAUAUGGGUGAAACAUAAAGGAAAAUUGAAACUAACAAGUUCCCCACUAACUCUGGUGGUGGUGAUAGAAGACUUCCCAGUAAAUUUUUAAAAAGGAAAGUGAAAGUGAAGAAAAUACUUAGAAUAAAGGGUUGGGUGGAGAAAAUGAGAAGCAAAGAACAAAUAAGAGAAGUUCUAACAGGAAGUAAGGUAACUUGGUUUAACUGUAUACAACUGGAGUAAUGGACAAAGAAGUGGUUAAGGGAAAACAAGAACUGCAAAGAAUGUACAAAAUUUGAAAAAAUGGUUAUAAAAGGGGGAGAUAAAGAAAACAAUACAGUUAUAAAAGGGGAAACCAGUGAAAUUUAUAAAAACUAGUAGAAAUGGAAGAUCAAGAAUACAAAUUAAAAGAGGUGUGGCAGAUAGUCAAAGCUGGGGGGAAAUAUGGGAGAAUAGUACGUUGAAAAUGUUGUCUAUAUGAAGAAAAGAAAAUUAUUCUAAAUUAAUUUGGAGAUGGUAUUUAACACCAGUCAGAUUAAAUCAAAUAAACAAGGAAUAUUCAGUAUUAUGUUGGAGGGGAUGCCAGGAAACAGGGAGUUAUAUUCACAUGUGGUGGGGGUGUAAAUAUGUUUUUUUAAAAAAUUGGCAAAGGGUGUUUAAGGAGAUAACAGAGUUCACUGGGUUAAAGUUGACCAAAAGUCCAUUAGCAUUAUUAUGGUAGCAUUAUUAUCAAUUUACGAUGGGGUGGAAGGUUUGCAGGCUGCGAAGCACUUGCUCACAAAUUUAUUGACAGCUGCACGACUUAUUAUAGCUAGGAAGUGGAAGGGGCAAGCAGAGUAUAAAAUGGAAGAAUGGUAUAAAAGUGUGGGAUAUAGCUAUGAACGAUAAAUCAACAUGUGCCAUUAAGUUAAGACAGGGAAUAUGCAGGAGAAAUUAUUUUGAGGAGAUAUGAAAGGAGUGUGUAGAAUUUGCACUGUUAAAACAGAAAGGGGUCAAACCAUCGCAAGAGGUGUUGAAAUUUUGGGAGGUUAGAUAGUUACAAUGGAAUGGUCUCGGUGGUGGGGUGCAUACAGUGGUACCUCGCAAGACGGAAAACUCGCAAAACGAAAGGGUUUUUGGUUUUUUGGGUUGCUUCGCAAGACAAUUUUCCCUAUGGGCUUGCUUCGCAAGACGGAAACGUCUUGCAAGUUUGUUUCCUUUUUCUUAAAACCGUUAAUACAGUUGCGACUUGACUUCGAGGAGCAACUCAUAGCACGCGGUGUGGUAGCCUUUUUUGAGGUUUUUGAAGACUUUGGUGAUUUUUGAAGCUUUUCCAAAACUUUUCCGACACCGUACUUCGCAAGACGGAAAAAACCGCAAGACGAAAAAACUCGCGGAACGAAUUAAUUUCGUCUUGCGAGGCACCACUGUAUUUUUAUUCUUAUUUAUUUAUGAUUAUUACUUUGUAAAUAAAUGUACAAAAUAUAAAUACAAGAAUGAAUUAAAAAAAGAAAAGAAAAACCAUUCUGGCUAGCUGCCCUUCUCUUGCUCAUACCAUCCUGCUAGCACGAAUAUAAUAUACAGUGGUACCUUGGUUCUCAAACACCUUGGUACUCAAACAACUUGGAACCCAAACACUGCAAACCUGGAAGUAAGUGUUCCGGUUUGCGAACCUUUUUCGGAAGCUGAACAUGCUCCAUUUUGAGUGUUAUGCUUCUGAUCUGAGUGCAGCACUUCCGAUUUGAGAGUUACGCUGAAGUCUGUUUUUGCUAUUUGCUUUUUUGUGGCUCUUUUUUGUUUUUGUGACUUUGUGGAACCCAGUUCAGCUACUGACAUUGAUUGCGUGACUGCAGUACAUUGUUUAUUGCCUUCAUUUUAUGGAUCAGUGGUCUCGUUAGAUAGUAAAAUUCAUGUUAAAUUGCACAGUGUGGACUUCCUCCCCAAGGAAUUUGGUGUGGAGUAAGCCACCCUUACGAUGGGACCCGGGUGGCACUGUGGGUUAAACCACAGAGCCUAGGACUUGCCAAUCAGAAGGUUGGCGGUUUGAUCCCCGCGACGGGGUGAGCUCCAGUUGCUCGGUCCCUGCUCCUGCCAACCUAGUAGUUCAAAAGCACGUCAAAGUGCAAGUAGAUAAAUAGGUACUGUUCUGGUGGGAAGGUAAACAGUGUUUCCGUGCGCUGCUCAGGUUCGCCAGAAGCGGCUUAGUCAUGCUGGCUACAUGACCCGGAAGCUGUACACCGGCUCCCUUGGCCAAUAAAGCGAGAUGAGCGCCACAACCCCAGAGUCGGCCAUGACUGGACCUAAUGAUCAGGGGUCCCUUUACCUUUACCUUUAAGCCACCCUUGCUAAGGAGCCGUACCUAUCCUAGUACUGGACAUGUUUGUGCACAAAUACCUGGGUGUUGUUGUUUUUUGCAGAAAGUCUUAUUUUCUUGAGGAAUCCCACAGGUAUUUAAACUCACCUCCAGCCUUCAAUCUAGAUUUAAGAUCAGUGGUGCUGUUAGGGUUAAGUCUUAGGAGCAGAGAUCCAGAGCACAGUUUGCCAUAACGAGCAGUGUUUUUAAGUAAGCAACAUAAGGCACGUUACCGUAUAAAGAGGGUUUCUAUAAAUCCAAAAUCUACCUAACAGUAUCACUGCCUGAGAUGAUGUGAGAUAGAUAAAACAGACUGGAUAAGAUGAUGAAGUCUGACUUCCCCUUAUUCCACAGGUGUCUGCUCUCUAUAAAAUGAACAGGUCUCGCAGAGGAUAUUGCCUUAUUUUUAAUAACGUCUAUUUCAAGGGACGUUUGAAACCCAGAGCAGGAUCUCAAAAAGAUGCCAGUAAGUGACUUGUCAAGCGUGUGUCUUGCCUCUCUUUAAUACCUUUCAAAAUAAGUGUUUUCAUAUACGUAGCAAGGAAGUUAUUGUUGGUUUGCAAGUUUAAUGUGGUUUCAGGGUACAGAAACCUUUCUGCGUUUAUGGAAGUGUCCAGAAAAGAUCCUUAGAUUUUUGUACUCUUAAGUGCUGAGAAGAAACUUACGGGGUCUGAGAGCUUGGAGAAAACUCCUAAAACAACCAUAACUUGUCUACUGAAAGCUGUAUUCAAGGAGAUGGGUGGCUUGGUGAAGAUGUUUGGCAUAGAAAUGGCAUAGAAAUUGGCAUAAACAUUUGGGUUAAUCCUGUAGAAAUGAGCAGGCUUUCAUUGCUUUUUACAAACCUCUCCACAAUGCAGUUUUCCUCAUUCUGCACCUUACUGGAAUGUGUUAGCCUUGGGAUAGUCAAUGUAGUUGUGAUUAUUGAUGGAAAGCAAAUACCGUAUUUUUUGCUCUAUGACUCACUUUUUCCCUCCUAAAAAGUAAGGGGAAAUGUGUGUGCGUCUUAUGGAGCGAAUGCAGGCUGUGCAGCUAUCCCAGAAGCAAGAACCGCAAGAGGGAUUGCUGCUUUCACUGCGCAGCGAUCCCUCUUGCUGUUCUGGCUUCUGAGAUUCAGAAUAUUUUUUUUCUUGUUUUCCUCCUCCAAAAACUAGGUGCAUCUUGUGGUCAGGUGCGUCUUAUAGAGCGAAAAAUAUGGUGAUUUCUAUAUUAAACACUUUUAUCAGUGAUUGUAUUGUAUCAAAUCUGUUUUACCCUAAUGACAGUAUAGAAAUCCUGAUUAUAAAAGGUAUAACUGGAAGCUGCCUUUAUGGGAUCAGGGUUUAAAUUGAUGCAUCAAACUUUUUCCUGUUAAAUUGGCACACCUGUUUUGUUGGUGUUUACUGCCAUCUCUCUGCUCUCCCCCUUCUCUCUGACAGUGGAAUUGGAAAGUGUGUUCAAAUGGCUUGGGUUUGAAGUGAAAAAAUAUGAUGACAAGACAUCAGACGAACUUCUCCAACUUCUAAACGACUGGCAGUCUUCUGAAUACUGGAAAGGCAGUGAUUGUCUUGUGUGCUGCAUUCUGUCUCACGGCGAAUCUGGGAAAAUUUAUGCGGCGGAUGGCUGUCUCAUCUCCAUCAAUAAAAUCACAUCUUUCUUCACAGCCAAACAAUGUCCUUUACUGGCUAAGAAGCCCAAACUGUUUUUCAUCCAGGCUUGUCAAGGUAGCAAGCCGCACCAACCUGUUUACCUUGAAGCAGACAAUCACGAGUUGGGCUCCCUUGGAGCAGAUGCCCAAACUUCAGGAUUUAUUCCGACACAACAGCAGAUGGCCUCAAGCAUCCCCGAAGAGGCAGACUUCCUCCUUGGCAUGGCCACAGUGGAUGGUUAUUUUUCUUACCGUGAUGUGCAGCGUGGCACAUGGUUCAUUCAGGGCCUCUGCGAGAAGCUGCGGGAGCUGGUUCCAAGGUGAUACUUUUACUUAUUAUGUGUGACAGUCUUUCUCGGCAUUAACCUGGCAUUUUGGAUAAAAUACAUUGGAUUGUACGUAACUAAGUCAUACUCUUAGCAGACCCAUUGAAAGCAACAGAUUUAGGUUACCGUAUUUUUCGCCCUAUAGGACGCACUUUUUCCCCUCCAAAAAUGAAGGGGAAAUGUGUGUGCGUCCUAUGGGGCGAAUGCAGGCUUUCGCUGAAGCUUGGAGAGCGAGAUGGGUCGGUGCGAACCGACCCCUCUCGCUCUCCAGGCUUCAGGAAGCUAUCCAUAAGCCUGGGGAGCCCGCGGGAGUUCCCGCAGGGCUCCCUAGGCUGCGGAUAGCAGCCUGCUUGCCUGGAGCGCGGGGCGCACUGAAGCAGAGCGCCCCGUGCUUCGGGAAGCUAUCCGCAGCCUAGGGAGCCCUGCGGGAGUUCCCGCGGCUGGGGGGGAAUAAAUUUUUUUUUCUUCAUUUCCCCCCCAAAAAACUAGGUGCGUCCUAUGGGCUGGUGCAUCCUAUAGGGCGAAAAAUACGGUAGCUCAUUCCAGUGGGCCAAUUUUGGUUGACUUUAUAUAAGCCUUCAUGUUGGCUAAUCCACUGAACGUUUUGAAAUACAGUCGUACCUUGGUUGCCGAAAGCCUUGGAACUCUUACGUUUCGGUUCCAAACGUGUUCCGGUUUUCGGAAGCCAAACGUCCGGCGCGGCUUCCGAUUGGCUACAGGACUUUCCUCCUGCAGCCAAUCGGAAGCUGUGCCUUGGUUUUCGAACGGUUCUCCCGGAACACUUUCUGUUCGAGAACUUAGAUACGACUGUAUAGACAUUAGUUAAUGUUGCAUGGUGCUGUUAAAGAGAGAUGCUGCAGUUUCUUUGGGGAAAGCUAAUUUCUCCUUUGUGUACAACAUAGAGGGAGGGCAUGCCCAGCUGGAAAGCUACAGGGCUCAUGCCAGCCAGGUUAAAAGUGGCUGGUCAGACUGGUGCACCUCUACAAACAUCGACUUAGGAAAUGGUGCUGUCUGGGUCAGCCUACCAGCUUGGCCUCUGACCAAACUGUGGGAGGCAGUGGAAGACAGGAGUGCCUGGCGUGCUCUGGUCCAUGGGGUCACGAAGAGUCGGAUACGACUAAACAACAACACCAGCUUGGCCAGUGUCUUUCAUGAUGCAAAACCAGAGAUGUUUGUGGUGCCGCCUUUGUUUUCCACAAGUUGGAAACUGUCACCCUGCACGACAUGAGACAAGCAUCUUUUUGGACACUACUAACUGCUGUUCGAGCUGCUGACUCAGCAGAUGGUAGACUAUCCUCAGCCAAGGUGAGGUAGCAGGGUAGGAUCCAGACCCCAAGCUAUCCCUGAUCUAGUAGGAUAAGGCACCUUUAAGGGUGCUGCAUUGUGUCUGCUCCUCAGUUCAAGCCUGAUUCUUACAUUAGGAGCUGUAUUGAAUAUUCAUGUGCACUCCUCUUGGUUUUGCCUUUUAGAGUUUGAAAGGUUGUGUAGUAAAAAGUGGUGAGGACCACUAACUUUUUUCCUUUAAGGUAAAGGGUAAAGGGACCCCUGACCAUUGGGUCCAGUCGUGGCCGACUCUGGGGUUGCAGUGCUCAUCUCACUUUAUUGGCCGAGGGAGCUGGCGUACAGCUUCCGGGUCAUGUGACCAGCACGACUAAGCCGCUUCUGGCGAACCAGAGAAGUGCACGGAAAUGCCGUUUACCUUCCCGCCAGAGUGGUACCUAUUUAUCUACUUGCACUUUGAUGUGCUUUCGAACUGCUAGGUUGGCAGGAGCAGGGACUGAGCAACGGGAGCUCCCCCAUCACGGGGAUUCGAACCGCCGACCUUCUGAUCGACAAGUCCUAGGCUCUGUGGUUUAACCCACAGCGCCACCCGUGUCCCUUUUUUUCCAUUUAGGACUAGACAAAUGCAGCUAACAAAUUCUUCUUAGGCUUAAGGGAUUUCAGAGUAUCCUAAAGAAAAGGACAGCAACAGGUUUUUUGCUUUUCUUCUUUAAUGGUGACAAUACUGCAUUCUAAUAUAUUUGCCUUCUCAUUCUCUCUGCAGGCGUGAAGAUAUCUUGUCAAUUCUUACGGCAGUCAAUGAUGACGUGAGCAAACGUUCAGACAAAAAUGGACUAAAGAAGCAGAUGCCACAACCAGCUUACACUCUCAGGAGGAAAUUAAUAUUCCCAGUGCCUAGCGACCCUCCUCCCGUGUCAGAACAGCUGUAG